AUGGAUCAGCACAAGACCAAUCUUCCUCGCCUCGCAAAGAUCCCAAAGUCUGUGCAGGGAUUGCUUCCUCUCAGAACACACGUCACUGGAGUGCUAGUACACACCCGGGCACCUCAUGGAAAGUUAGCUCACGUCUACAUUGACAUGCUGCAAUUCCCUCAUGACUGCAACGUUACGAUUCAUGUGCUGCUCAAAUCCUUGAUUGCUCUAGAUCAUCUCCCACCAGUUCUCAACAUCCAACUGGACAAUACAGCAAAAGAAAACAAAAACAAGUUCUUCCUGGGGUUUUGCGCAUUGUUGGUAGAACGAAAGAUAUUCACUAAGGUGCGGGUAAACUUCCUACCUGUUGGUCAUACUCAUGAGGACAUUGACCAGCUUUUCUCAAGGAUAUCUAAGCAGCUCACUCUAAAAGGAGCUGAAUCUUUACCAGAUCUCCAAAAGCAGAUUACACAGUCAAGCACACCUACCCCAACGGUUGAGGUACUCAAUACUAUUUCUGAUGUGAGGUCGUGGCUGGAACCUUGUAUUGACGGACUAAAUGGUCACUCUCUUCCACAUUGCUUCAAAUUCUUUUUAGAAGAUGGGAAAGCUGUGAUGUAUUUCCGGCAUUGGAGCAGUGAUGCUUGGUGCAAUGCUGAUGUAGCAGUGAAACUACUUCUGGAGAUUCCAUGUGGCAUUCCAAAUAGAGUUCACCUGUCUGACAACAAGAUAGACCUGCCACGUCUACACAUAGAUAUUCCAAAGUUUUAUUCUUGGAUCUCUGAUGAUGCUCGUAUUUGGUGGGAGCAAUUUGAUAUGGACGCUGUCUACUCUGAUGAUGAAUUUGGAAUUACCCCCUGGCCCUUGCUACAUCUCCAAGAAGUUCGUCAACUGGCCCAACUCCCAGCCUCAGGAUCAGCAGAUAUGAGCUGUGAUGCGCCUCAGAAUACCCAGCUUCAAGCUCUAUUUGCUGCAGAGAAUGAAGAGUGCAAUGUGUACACUGGCGCCUACCGAAAGCAAUCACGGACAGACGUUAGGGAGGUGCAGGAUUUAGCAGGUCUCAAGAUUGAUCAGUUGCUGGCAGUCAGAAGCUGUCCAAGCAGUAACAUCGAGCCAUGGAUUGCUCAACUUCGAUCGAUCUCAGAUUCAGAGGUAGGAGUUGUCUGGAUGGAAGGGAAGUACAACAGCAAAUGGAAAGUGGCAAGAAGACAGGAUCCAGAAAACAAGAGGAAGCGAAUUGAGUGGGAAGAUUCAGUCACGAAAUCCUCAAUACUCUUGUACGAUUUCCAGUUGACGUCCACCGGUCAUCUACGUAAAAAGACAAUAGAACAUUUAAAGAGUGUAUACCAAGAGCUAAAGCAAAGUAACACCUAAUGUUGUGUAUAUUUCA
This is a messenger RNA of Halichondria panicea, 1369 nucleotides long. RefSeq lists its product as uncharacterized. The record is from RefSeq and is a predicted model, not a curated record. Lineage: Eukaryota; Metazoa; Porifera; Demospongiae; Suberitida; Halichondriidae. The transcript is spliced from 6 exons. The coding region runs from base 1 to 1353 and encodes 450 amino acids.